GCAUGCAUCAGUGCCAAGAAAUUGCAUUACGUGGGAGACUUCUGCUAAGCAGACAUAGAGACGUUUCUGGAGGAUGGAGGUGGGACAUGAGCAAGGACGCGCACAGGGGAAUGGAGGCAGUGACGCCGCAGCCGGAAAACCCCGCACCUCUCCCUGUAACAGCCUGAAGAUGUUUCUGGUGGCUUUGUCCUUUGCCUAUUUUGCAAAGGCUCUGUCGGGGAGCUACAUGAAGAGCACAAUAACUCAGCUGGAGAGGCGCUUUGACAUCCCCAGUUACCUAAUAGGUGUCAUUGACGGGAGCUUCGAGGUUGGUAAUCUGUUGGUGAUAGCUUUUGUCAGUUACUUUGGGGCCAAGCUCCAUCGACCAAAGAUCAUCGCAGUAGGUUGCGUCCUGAUGUCUAUUGGCACUUUCAUCAUCGCUCUGCCUCACUUCAUCAUUGGACGCUACCAAUAUGAAACAUCUGUGCGGUGGGUAGUGAAUUCAACACUGAACCCCUCUCCUUGUCCAGUGGGCUCACCGGCAGACUUAGCUCAAGAUGGAAAAUUGUCUCAAGUGCCAGCCACAGCUUGUGAAGGCGACUCAAACCUGUCAAUGUGGAUCUAUGUGCUCCUUGGAAAUGUCUUGAGGGGGAUUGGAGAGACACCUGUUCAGCCUCUUGGGAUCUCUUAUAUAGAUGAUUUUGCUUCUGAGGAAAAUGCUGCGCUAUAUAUUGGCUGUGUGCAGACCAUUUCCGUCAUUGGACCUGUGUUCGGCUACCUGUUAGGCUCCCUUUGUGCCAAAAUCUAUGUGGACAUUGGAUUUGUAAAAAUGGAAACUAUCACCAUCACCCCAUCGGAUGCCCGCUGGGUGGGGGCCUGGUGGCUGGGCUACCUCAUAGCAGGGGUCAUCACUCUGCUCUCUGCCAUCCCAUUCUGGUUUCUGCCUCGUUCCCUGCACAUACCCGGUGCCCAGGGCUCAGAGAAGUGCACACCGGAGCAGACAAGUUUCAUUAAAGACCCUCAUAGUGGGAAGCACAAGUAUCCUGCAGACCAAAAUACGACUUUCAUAGAGAUGGCCAAAGACUUUAUUCCAUCCCUGCGAACUCUACUGGGAAACCCUGUGUACUUGAUCUACCUGUGUGUGUCAAUCAUCCAGCUGAACUCCCUCAUCGGCAUGGUAACCUACAAGCCCAAGUACAUCGAGCAGCACUUCAGGCAGUCGGCAUCAAAGGCCAACUUUCUCAUGGGUGUGAUUAAUAUCCCAGCUGUGGCACUGGGGAUGUUUUCUGGAGGUUUACUGAUGAAGAGGCUGAAGCUGAACAUCAUGGGCGCAGCCAGGUUUGCCUUCGGCACAUCUUUGAUCGGAUACAUCCUGUCGCUGUUCUUCUUUGCAAUGAGCUGCGAAAAUGCCAAGGUAGCCGGAGUGACACUUCCAUACAUCAGCUUGGAUAGCGUAUCUUAUGAUAAACACUCAGUGUUCGCAGCAUGCAACUCAGACUGCUUUUGUUCAGCAAGCGACUGGGACCCAGUCUGUGGAGAGAACGGCAUCACAUAUGUUUCUCCCUGUCUCGCUGGCUGCGCCAGCUCUUCUGGCUCAGGGAAAAACACAGUGUUCUCUAGCUGUAGCUGUGUCGGAGUGGCUGGGAACUUUACGGCCAGCACGGGGCAGUGCCCUGAGAAGGACGACUGUGACAGGAUGUUCCCAUAUUUCCUGGCUCUCUCUGUCAUCACUUCCUUUAUCAUCUCCCUUGGGGGCACACCAGGCUACAUGUUUCUCAUAAGGUGCAUCCAACCACAGCUGAAAUCCCUGGCGUUAGGUUUCCACGCUAUGGCAACUCGUACCCUAGCGGGGAUCCCAGCACCGAUCUACUUUGGAGCAAUCAUUGACACCACAUGUCUUAAAUGGGGUCAGAAGAGGUGUGGAGGCUUAGGAGCCUGUCGGAUCUACAACACCACUGCAUACAGGGUAGCAUACCUGGGUCUGACUCUGAGCCUACGGUCUAUCUCCUUCAUUAUUUGCAUCCCGGGCUUCAUUCUGCUCAGUCGGCAGCUGAGGAAGGAGGAAAGAAAUGCCGUCCAUGGAGCACUGGCUAACGGCGGAACAGAGCUGGAAGAACUCAGGAAGGAAGAGUUUGUUGUUUCUAAUUCUGACCAAUCACAACAAACGGCAGACAACGGCACAGACAGGGAGACACGGCUGUGACAGAACUGACCCGACUUGUCUCUCACACACACACACACACACACACACACACACACAUGUAUUUUAGAAUACAUUUAAACCUACAGUAUGUACAGUGAUACUGUACACAUGCACGUACAUUUAAAUGAGAUUUGCAGGGAAUCACAUGCUGUAUCCAAUCAUCUCAUAUAAAGCAUAAAUUAUAUAUUUAUACUACUACUGGGCAUAUGAAGGCUUUGUGAAUUUGACAGAAACUUUGAUAUAACUUCAAUAUUUCUUGAAUGUACUGUAUAUGCUGAUAUUAUUUUUCUUAUAAAGAAGAGUAAACUAUAUCUUUUUGGUUUCAAUGGUAGCACAAGAUAGAUGGGACAUGUGAUUUGUACAGACUACUACAAAAAACAGUUUGAUCCUGAAGACCAGCACUGUUUUUAUUCCUGUCAUCACUCGUCGUGGACAGAGGAGGAUAAGUGGCCUUAUAAACUAGAGGCACUACACCAAAUUCAAACAGAGAGGAUGAAAUAAGGCCUUAAAAAAACAGGAACUGAUGAUUUCAAACAGGUUGUUAUAUGAGGGAAUGGAAAUAUGUAUUUCAAUAACGUUCAGAAGGCUUGUCUGAUGUUGUUUUGACGUGUGCCUCAUUCACUCAACAGUUACCUCUCUAAAUCAUGUCUCACAUCUUAAACAUAUCUGAAUGCCAUUUCAUUUGACUUUACACUCACUUAGAAAAAAAGUUAAGUCUUAAACUGUAGUCAUUUACUUUAGGCCAACGUGUAAUUGUAUUGCAGUUUGUGUUGUGCGCUUUUUGGAUGUGAACUUGUUCCAUUGGUACUCACACGCUAAACAUGGAAAUUGUAUUUUUGUGAGUUUUGCUUAUCCGUUUGUCUAAUGGAUGCUCCUCCAUUUUGCUUUUAAACAACACCAGCCCUAAUUGACUCAUUUCUAAAUCUGGUAUUGAAAAGAAUAAACAGUACACAACAGUCUGUCACAACGCUGAUAGCUAGGAUUAGAUAGAAUUUGCUCAGAAUAUCUCUCUCACUUUUGCAGGCAGUCUUUUUGAACAGCCAUUUUGUUUAAACCGCUGGUUGAGGUCAAUGCUUACUAGUGUCUGCCAUGUGAUGUGCCUUAGAAGAGGCAGAAUGUGUACUGUUAGAACAUUAAUGAAAAUAUAUAUAAAGAUAUACUGUAUGUUGUUUUAAUCUUUAGGCAAAAUAUUCCUCCGUGUGUGACCACAGGAAAUGCCCAUUUAUGUUUCUGCUGUGAAAAAAGCCAUUGCUAUACAUUAUGUUUCACUGAUCAGUCUGUCUUUAGGAGACAUUUGUUUUUUCUUGUGUAUUUUUCUUGUGCCAAAACCCACACAUAUAAAUAUCAUGGUCUAUUCUCAGGUUUUUCUAACAAUUCUGUUUUCAUAAACAGCUUUAUCCCAUAAUUAGAAACCUAUUUUCUUGAAAUCCGUCAAAAAUCGCCUUGUAUCUCAUGACAAUUGUUUAGUAUGUACAUUUAUAGCAUAUUAUCAUUUUGUAAGACUUUAUUUCCACAAUGGAGACGUAUCAUUUUGUUAACAUUAUGUGAUAUUGUCUUAAACAUUCAGGUUUAAGUUUCAGGCACAGGUGGCCACUAGUACAGACUCAGAGAGACGUGUGUAGAGGAAGGAAGUAGCUAUCAAUCUCAGUGAUGCAUUUACUUGCAUCAAAAUAAAUCAGAAUAUAAAUAGUUUUCUGGAUUAUUUUUGUAACAUU
Messenger RNA from Notothenia coriiceps (black rockcod), 3897 nucleotides. RefSeq names its product solute carrier organic anion transporter family member 1C1-like. The record is from RefSeq and is a predicted model, not a curated record. The coding region runs from base 74 to 2182 and encodes 702 amino acids. The transcript is spliced from 14 exons. Gene Ontology annotation, biological process: sodium-independent organic anion transport; transmembrane transport. Gene Ontology annotation, cellular component: basolateral plasma membrane. Gene Ontology annotation, molecular function: protein binding. NCBI's taxonomy places the organism in Eukaryota, Metazoa, Chordata, Actinopteri, Perciformes, Nototheniidae.